AGAAUAUUGUUCUUGUUAUAAAAUGUAUAUUGCACGGAUGCACACAUGCAACCACCUGAAGUAAUUUAAUCUUAAGUUGCCUUAGAAGAGACAGGGCCAGUCCGUUACUCUAGAUUUUUCAUUUUGGGGUAUUUCCUUGGCCUUUGAUAUCCAUUCACCCGCAGUGUGUUAGACCCACAAAGCUAGGUGACAUGGCAGGUGUAAAAAUCGUUAUGAAUGUAGACUUGACACAGUCACAUUUUAUACGACUAGACAUCACUAAUCUAUGCCAUGUUGUUUUCCAAGUGACAUCUUAGGAAUAUAGGCUACUAUUAAGGAUGCAAGACCUAGUAAUACAUACAUGUACAGGAGCGACGGAAGGUUACGAAAUUUGAGGGCUCUGAGGCAGCGGAAGCAGUACCCCGGAUCAUCAGCCAGGGGCCGCCAAGGGCCCCGAAAGCCCUCACCGUCUACAUUGCUGAGCAUAAGAAGAAUACUCUCUCUGAACUGAACACAGAGUGAAAACCAGAAGUCAGCUUCAUCAGUCAGUUCUUGUUGCCAUUAAUGAAAUGGAAGAGGAUGUGUAUUCCAGAGAGAAUGAACCUGGUGCAAAUAACAUUAUCCCAGCAUGUCUAGAUGACAUCCCAAGAGGAACCUGUACUACCACUGACCCAAUGCUGACCUGUGCUGAAGAGAUUCUUCUUCCCGAUAUUGACCUUUACCUGGAGUGCAUUGAUGACCCGCAAUAUGUGAUUCCUGAAAAACUUAACCUGGGUUCACAUGCACUUAUUGGUCAAAAUGUGCAGUGGAAAAUCUCUUUCCCUGCUGGACAGAUAAGUAAACAAGACACACCUUUGCCUGGCUUCAGUUGCAUUGAGUGCACAAAAGUCUUUCGUAAGGAAAACCUACUCAAGCAACACCUGAUUUCAAAACAUGGAAAGUCUGUCACUUUCACUUGCGACACCUGUGACUUUUCUACUAACUCUAAUAGAAACCUUCUCAGGCAUAGUAGACGGGUCCAUCAUAAAAAGACUUGUAAGGAGGCUGAUGAUGUGAAUGAGUUAGCUGCCAUCUCCUGCCCAAUAAAAUUAUCAGAAAGUCCAACACUUUUAUAUCAGAAUAAAUUUCAUGAAUUAGCAAAAGCUGAAAACAAACAUGGUGUAAUACCUCUAGUUGUCAAGUCAGGGUACCAAGGUAAUGUGACCCAAAGUUCUUCCAGCCUUUACUCUUUGGCUUUAGAUUUAGAUCUCCCAGCUUCAAGUGAUGUAACGAACUCUUUUGAAAAACAGUAUUUGGCAGAUAAGUGUGAACAAACAUCCAGUGUCAUUCCACCAUCAGUGCCUGGAGCCACAGUUAAUAAGUGUAAAUCAUGGGCUUGCACAGACAUCAGUUUUAAAUGCACUGAAUGUCAAUUUGCAUGUGUUGGAAAGGAGAAAUCACUACUCCAUGUGCACAAAAUGCUAGUGUCUUGUGGUAUUUGCAGUAAAUUGUUUGUAUCGAUAGACAGAUAUUAUAAACAUGAAGCUUACGUCCACCAUGGAGAUUCCCCUAAACUAAAAGGUUGCCCAUAUCCGGAUUGUAAGGAGGUGUUUAAACUGAACUUUGACCUGAAUGACCAUAAACAUUCUGUUCACUCUACUACAACUUACAAAUGUGAUGCAUCUGGCUGCAAUAAAUCAUUCAAGUCGGCAAGACAGCUACAAAAGCACGAAGUGUUCCACACUGGCAUCCAUUCAUGUUCGUGGAAAGGCUGUGGUAAAAGUUUUAGAGACAAGUAUAAUUUACAGACUCAUUACUCAGCUCAUGUUGGAUGUAAAGCUCGACAGUGCCCCCAUUGCCCAUACUCCUGUGUGCAGAAGUCCUCCAUGAACUGGCAUAUGAAGAAGAAGCAUCCCGAUGUUAAAGAAAGGCCAUUCUGCAUGCAAGAUGACAUUAGCUCUAUCAUUAAGACUGUCCAUGUAGAAAUUAUUAAAGAAAGUUGAGUCUGUGUUUGCAAAAUCACUAAAAUUGCUGUAUGUUGCAUCUUUUAUUUAUUCUUAUUAAAAAUGCAUGUUUUAUCUGUCUUUGUUCUGAGCUUCUAUAAUGAGUGGUGUUAUAUUCCUUACAAGUUAACAGGGGACUCCCCAUGUCAUAAGGUCUAUAAUGAUAUACAAACAGUUUUUUAGCAAACAUUUAGAUUUGUGAGUAGCUAGGCUUUCAGUGCACAGUCUCUUGCGCAAGCACUGACAAGUUAUAUGAUGGCAUUUGAGAUUUAAAAUGUGAAGGAUGCACACUGUAUGACCGGUGUAGAAACAGGUCAUGGUUGAGUGGUAAAGAUGCUUGUCUUUGUAUUGUUA
Messenger RNA from Liolophura sinensis, 2315 nucleotides. Its product is annotated as zinc finger protein 99-like. The record is from RefSeq and is a predicted model, not a curated record. The coding region runs from base 549 to 1961 and encodes 470 amino acids. Gene Ontology annotation, cellular component: nucleus. Gene Ontology annotation, biological process: regulation of transcription by RNA polymerase II. The transcript has 2 exons. NCBI's taxonomy places the organism in Eukaryota, Metazoa, Mollusca, Polyplacophora, Chitonida, Chitonidae. Gene Ontology annotation, molecular function: transcription coregulator activity.